CGUGUUUACAAAACGGUGUCAUUAAGAAAUCCUGUUAAACUUUCAUCUGACUUUCCUUGCUUUUCAGCCAUGGCGGUGUUAAGGGUUUUAGCUGUGGUCACACUCAUCUCUUUGAUGUCUUUAGAUGUCCUGCAUUUCAGGGAUGGAAGGAACUAGGCUUGUAAUCCCCUUUACAGAUCCAUGAGUCAUCCAGCUGCCAUCCAAAAUAAAUGUGUAUAUGUGCAGCCCUUCACCGGGGAAGGUUUGGCUUUUACACUGGAGAACUUCUUUCUGAUGGUUGCAUCUUCAGCGCUCCCAGGAGCUUCAGUGGUGUCACCCAGAAGAAUAAAGGUAACAUAAAGUUCUAGGAAGAGAAACAUGAAGAUCUUAGAGGUCUUUGCAAUUCUGCUGAUCCUCAAAGAAGUGAGGCCUCAAACAAAGCGUUCUCAUAAAAUGAGUAUGAAAGCUCCUUUUCAGAAAAGGAAAAACCACCAUCUAAAUACAGAAGGUCGUGCAACACUGGUGUCCCCUGCUGACCUGCAUUCGGUAGAACAUUCGUUAGUCCAGAUCCGGAAUCCUACAUUAAUCCCUCAGCAUGACCAGAAGUCACAAGAAGACAUGAAGCUCCACUUCCUAAAAAACACUAUGGUAACUUGCAAUGAUGGGACUACAGCAGGAUAUUAUUUAAGAGAGGCCAAAGGAAGCAAACGAUGGAUCAUAUUUUUGGAAGGAGGAUGGUGUUGCUACAGCAAAGAGACCUGUGGUAUCAGAUAUGACAAUGUCAAGAGACUGAUGAGCUCAUCUAAUUGGCCACAGACACGAAAAGGUUCUGGGAUAAUAUCCCCCAGACCAGAUGAAAACCCUUACUGGUGGAAUGUAAAUGCAGUGUUUGUGCCAUAUUGCUCAAGUGAUGUAUGGAGCGGAAAUAUAUCCAAAACUCAGGAUGGAUAUGCAUUCAUGGGAUCCGUGAUUAUUCAGGAAGUGAUUCGAGAUUUAGUGCCAAGGGGCCUGAAACAAGCAAAAUCUGUUAUUCUGGCUGGAUCUAGUGCUGGAGGUACAGGGGUGCUUAUAAAUAUCGACCGUGUCGCUGCCCUUGUUGAAGAAAUAACAUCAGAAUCUAUUCAGGUUCGAGGACUGGUUGACUCUGGGUGGUUCCUUGACUCAAAACACGCAAAGCAAUCUGACUGCCUGGAUAUCUCAAAGUGUGCCCUGACUGAAGCUAUAAAGAAAGGUCUUAAGCUUUGGAAUGGGAUUCUUCCAGAGAACUGUAAACAGCAGCUUAAGAAGGGGGAUGAAUGGAGGUGUUUCUAUGGUCCAAGGGUAUUUGCAUCUAUGAAGUCUCCAAUAUUUGUAGUGCAGUGGCUGUAUGAUCAGGAACAGCUAAGAAUAGAGAACAUCCAGACUGAAUUCCAGUCCAUGACAGAGAAUCAGUGGAACAGCAUUCAGAACAUUGGACGCGAGUUUAAGAAAUCGCUACGCGAAGUUCCGGCUGUGUUUGCCCCAGCUUGCCUCUCCCACACACUCAUUACAAAAAGUAACUGGUUGGAGUUUCAAGUGAAGAGCGUGACUUUAGCCAAAGCUCUGCACUGUUGGGAUAGAAGUUUGCAAGAAAACAGAGCCCCUAAAGCAGCCAUCCGUGGGUGUCCCUUUCAUUUGAUCGAUAACUGCCAGUGGCCACACUGCAACCCCACAUGCCCAGCCAUUUAUGAUUCCACGUCUGGCCAGGAAGUGAGCAUACUGCAAAUGUUCCUCAAGCUUCGCCUAGAAAGUCAGAGGAGAGGACAGGAGCCCAAAGGAGAUCUGGGUCCACUCAUGUCAAUGUUGAGAAAUUCUGGCUAAGAAUGGAAAUAUUAUAUAACAGGUCACUACCUCUAACAACCAGGCCCAAUAGACAGCAAAUGACUUUAGUAAUGUAUCAUGUAUUUGUUGUGAGUCUAAGCUGAAUGUAAGUAAAAGUUAAGAAUUUAAAAUUUUAAAAGGCAAAAUAUCCACUAACAUAGAUAAAAAUAGUGUUCUUUUUAAUUCUGUACAGCAUGUGACUCAACCUUAGUUUUGCUGUGCUUACUUGCAAUUUCUUCCUUCUUCCUCUUAAUCCUCUUCCUUAUAGUCACAUGUGUGCCAGGUCAGCUGAUGUUUACUUUAAAGGGAAAAUAUACCCCCUGACAUGAACUGAUGGAGAAAAGGUGCAUAAACACUCUUCUAGAAAUAAAUAUAAAUGUAUUUUAUUUUCAAAGACAUACCUGAUUCCACAUAUACAAAGGAAACCAUGAUAGUCUGCCUGUGCUCCAGGGACCAGUUCUCCACCCCACUUCCCUUAGCUUGUUCCAUUGUGAAGUGAUGGAUUCUGGGACUUGACGUCUCUCUUCAAUCCAUAAUUGAUAGUCAGAUUCUCUGAAAAGCAGAAGGAAUUCAAGUCCCAAAAACCAUCACUUCACAAUGGAACAAGUUGAGAAAAGGGUUGCA
Xenopus tropicalis (tropical clawed frog) is the source of this 2442-nucleotide messenger RNA. RefSeq names its product palmitoleoyl-protein carboxylesterase notum 2 (gene notum2). The record is from RefSeq and is a predicted model, not a curated record. NCBI's taxonomy places the organism in Eukaryota, Metazoa, Chordata, Amphibia, Anura, Pipidae. The transcript has 12 exons. The coding region runs from base 358 to 1818 and encodes 486 amino acids. Gene Ontology annotation, molecular function: hydrolase activity.